Molecule: messenger RNA, 1152 nt
Organism: Phaeodactylum tricornutum CCAP 1055/1
Lineage: Eukaryota; Bacillariophyta; Bacillariophyceae; Surirellales; Neidiaceae
Exons: 4
Coding region: 1-1152 (383 amino acids)
Source: RefSeq, a predicted model, not a curated record
AUGACUGACGCUCGCAUUGUUUCCGCUACAGCCAAUACCAAGGUUCCUGCGGAUAUGGCACGACGAAUGGAACGCGUCACGAAGAAGAAACCUCCCAAACAAGUUCUGGUGGAAUUUUUUUUGAACGCAGAUGAAAUACAAUCCCGACCUCUUAAUCUUGCUGAACGGAUUACGCGAUCUUUUGCCCCACAACCCGGCGCUGUCGAAAGGGAAGCGAUGGAUUUGCAGGAUCAGACGCUUAGAAUUUUUAACACAGAGCUCCUGGAAUUUGCCGGGAUUGUCAUGCGCCUUUCCUUGGAUCAUUCAUUUGCAUUGCUAGAUUCGGACUGGCAACGAACUGCGUCCGAUCGAGAUGCAUUGGAGUGCAAGCUGGAAGUCGAAGCUGCCGCGGCCGCGGCACACGGUGUCUCACGUAUACCCGUUGAGAAGCAACACGAUAAUGCAUGCGAUGACAACUCCGACCCCACGUCUGAAACGAACAAGGCGAGGGGUAUCAUGGGAUUUGCUCGGUUCAUGGCAAAGAAUGCAAAGAAAUCCAUUGCCUCGGCAGUUAAAACCGUGGAAAAGAUGAUGGGAGACGGUUCAGAACUGCUCAAUCCACCCGAUCAUCGUCCGCUUUGCAAAGAGGAACGGCAAGCCAUUUUGUUGAUGCAGUCAUUUUGUCCACAACAGUCGACGCCAGACUACAUGGUUGGUACCACUAUUGCUCAGGGAUUUUCGCGUUGCAUGCCAAACUUGACCCCUCCCGUAUUGACGCGUACUGGAGUUGUUCGAGGGGAUGUUGCUCGACUGCCGCAUCAAGGAAUUGAAGGCUUCGUACGGGACAACGUCAUUCGUCGAGAUGUUUUUGAUAACGCCCGGGACUACCACAAUGUUAUUGCAGAAUGUCAAACAUUGCAGGUCGAUGACUUGCUACUCAACCUGGAGGGCUCAAUUUUGGACGAGGAGAAAGCUGUGAAACUCGUCACGUGGUGGACCAAAUACAGCCGUGUUGAUCCUAACGCGACCGCUACCAAAAGUCUGGCCUUAAAAGAUGCCAUAAGAUUUAACGAAAACCUACUGACUGAUACCAAGGACAAAACAUCCGCGGGGCGAUCUAUUGUGCUGAUGCGCAAUCUUCUUUUUUUCGUUGCCAAGAAAAAGAAAGGGUAG